Messenger RNA from Sporisorium graminicola, 3918 nucleotides. RefSeq lists its product as uncharacterized. Bases 1 to 3918 code for a protein of 1305 amino acids. Gene Ontology annotation, biological process: protein ubiquitination; SCF complex assembly. The record is from RefSeq and is a predicted model, not a curated record. The transcript has a single exon. NCBI's taxonomy places the organism in Eukaryota, Fungi, Basidiomycota, Ustilaginomycetes, Ustilaginales, Ustilaginaceae. Gene Ontology annotation, cellular component: nucleus.
AUGGCGUCCUCGUGGGCCCACACGGGCAUCGCGCCCUUGCUCGAGCGCAUGAAGUCGCAAGACGCCGACUUUCGCUUCAUGGCCCUCAACGAUCUCAUCGCAGAGCUAUCAAAGGACAACUAUAUCCAGAUGGACGAUACCACCGAGGACACCACCUUGCGCCAGGUGCUUUCCCUCAUGAAGGAUUCCAACACCGAAGUCAAAAACAUGGUCGUUCGCUCCCUCGCCAUCCUCGUGCCGCGCCUACGCGAGGAGAACAUGCGCCAGGUUAUCGACACGCUCAUCGAGUACAUCUCGUCCAACAACGAUGAGCUUAGAGACAUUGCCGCACUCGCACUCAAGACUGUCACUGCACAGAUGCCCAUCCGCUCCUCGUAUGCCAACACGGCUCUCAACAAGCUUGCGCCAAGACUACUCAACCACGUCGCAGACCCUUCAGCUUCCCAGGAACUUCUCAUCGACUCGCUCGACAUUCUCGCAGAGCUCAUCAACAAAUUUGCUGCAUCCGUCACCUCCACCAUCGCCCUCCAAAACGUUCUGCUCAAGUCCGUCGUCCCCGCCAUGCGCCAUUCCCGUCCCGCAGUUCGCAAACGCUCCCUCACGGUUCUCGGUGCCCUUGGCUCGUGCGCCACUUCCGACAUCUUCACUCAACUCUCCAUCCAGCUCAGCUCCGAUCUCGCGCCAAAGAACUCCGUCGACACGCGCAAGACCGCCGUCCAGCUCAUCGGCAUCUUUGCACGCACUUGUCCAAGACGACUGGGCCGCCGCCUGCCCGAGUUCAUGCCUUCUGUUAUCCAGACCGCCAAACACGACGAUGACGAGCUGCGCGAAACUUGCCUCCAGUCGAUCGAACUCAUCCUUCUACGCUGCCCGACGGAGGUGACACCCUUUGUCAAUGCAUCCAUCGAUCUAGCUCUCACCCUGAUCAAGCAUGACCCCAACUACGCCGGCUUCGACGAUGACGAAGAGAUGCACGAUGCAGACGACGACUUUGGUGCGGAUGACGACGAAGACGACGACCUCAUCGAUGACGACUACUCGGACGACGACGAUAUGUCCUGGAAGGUGCGAAGGGCCUCAGCCAAGGUGCUCAAUGCAGCGCUCACCAGUCGUCCAGAGCUGCUGGCACAGAACGUUGGCAGUGUCGCACCUGUUCUAGUCGCCCGCUUCUCCGAGCGUGAGGAGAGCGUACGCCUCGAGAUCCUCGAUACUUUCCUCGCCUUGCUCAAGCAGAUGCAGCUCUACGCCGGCGGUCCUCAAGCCACCGAAGUCAUCGGCUCCUAUUCGUCAUCCUCCUCUUCCUCGUCUGCGAGCCAGGCUGCUGCCAUUGCUGCCGCGGGUGUGCUCAAGCGAAAGCGCACCGAGGCGGACGCCGACAGCACCGACGGUUCUCCGCGCGCUCAGCUCCUAGCUCUCGUGCCCGCCAUUGCCAAAGCUCUCAACAAAGAGAUUGUGUCAAAAUCCAUUCCAACGCGUCACAAGAGCUUUGUGGUGCUGCGCGAACUCGUCGUCGUGCUUCAUGGCGGUCUGGAGGCGCACAUCAGCUCCAUCCUAGCACACACUGAAAAGGCACUGAAGGGCGCAGAGACGGCCUCCUCGGGUGGCUCCACUCUCAAGGCCGAUGUUCUCGGCUUCUUCCGCGUCCUCUUCCUCACGCACUCGCCAAAGAGCUUCGACGACCAGCUGUCCAGCCUCGUCCCCAUCCUCAGCGCCUCGAUCGAGGACAAGCUCCACAGAAGCUGCAUUGAAGCCUUCCUCACCUGCUCGCAGCUCGUGUCGGUGCUUCGUCCGCUCGGUGCGACUGCUGCGGGCGCAAGCAGCGGUCGACCUGGUCAGUACAAGUCGUAUCUGCUCCAGAUCUACUCCGCCACUGUCGCCCGACUCAACCGCCUCGACUCGGACCAGGAGAUCAAGGAGCGCGGGAUCGCCUGUCUCGGUGUAUUGCUCGCGCAUGCCGGUGACGAUCUUGCCGAAAAACACCAUGAAUGCUUCGACCUUCUCACGGCACGUCUCACCAACGAAGUGACGCGCUUCAUCACGGUCAAAGUCAUUGCUCAGAUCGCCGCUUCGCCCGUCUGCACAGGAUCUGCAUUCGAUGCCUUCCUCCAGAGCUCGAUCGCCGAAAUUGCCACGCUCUUGCGCAAGUCCAACCGCCAGCUGCGUCUCGCAGCCUUCGACUGCCUUGCCGCUGCCCUCUCCCGAUCUUCAACUAAGUUGAGCACGGCGUCGUCCAACUCAAUCCUGGCCGAGGUGCAGCCGCUGGUCAACACAGAUAUGGACAUGAACCUCCUCCCGCACAUCCUCCGCAGCAUCAACUUGAUCCUGCUCAACGACCCGGCAACGCGAGAGUCGGUCCGCGUGUCGGUGCUUCCGCAAAUCUACUCUGUUCUGCGACUGCCCAUAGCCCAAGGACCGGCAAUGGAGUCACUGCUCGAAUUCCUGCGACUCUACGUUGGCGCUCAGGCAGACUCCGCACCCGAGACCGUCGACGAGCUGCUUGCUGCGCUCGAGGCGGCCAAGGGCAGUGUCAGUGGAACGCACCUCUACUCGACCGUUUCGCGCUGCAUCGGAGCCGUAUGCACUGUGUCGGACGCCGCCAGCGGCACUGUCGCGGCCAAGGCGACCACGACCCUGGAAAAUGACGGCGCAAAGGACACGGAUGUCUACUUUGCUUUGCUCUUGCUGGGCGAGCUGGGCCGAUUCAACGACUUUUCCUCUCGUCCUGGACUGCUGGAUCGCGUCCUACGCUACUACACUGCCGACUCGGAGGAGGUCAAGAUGGCGGCUGCCUUUGCAGUGGGAAACAUGGCCGUCGGUGCACUUGCCGUAUUUUUACCUGCGAUCGAGCAGCAGGUCCGCGCGCCUUCGGACGACAAGACUUCGAGCCAGCGCUUCCUGUCGCUGCAUGCGCUCAAGGAGCUCAUCACGCACGGAUCCGCCGAACAGCUCAGCCUCGUGGCCGAUCAGGUUUGGCCAGUGCUCUUUGAUGCGUGCGAGACCAAGGAGGAAGGCGUGCGCUCGAUCGGUGCCGAGUGUCUGGCGCGUUUGACGCUGAGCGAGCCAACCAAGUUUCUGCCGCUAUUGCAGGAACGACUGCGCUCGCCAUCCGUGUCGGUCCGCGCGACCGUGCUGGCAGCGAUCCGCUUCACGCUGUCCACCGAGUCUUCUGCAGCGUAUGACGAGCUGCUGGCGCCCGUGCUGGUCGACUUCCUCGCGCUGCUCAGCGACGCCGAGCUCGAAGUGCGACGCAAUGCAACGUUCGCACUCAACUCGGCAGCGCACAACAAACCGUACCUCAUCCGCGACCAUCUGCCGACGCUGCUGCCACUGCUGUACGCAGAGACGCACGUGCGCACCGAACUGCUGCGCAAAGUCGCCAUGGGGCCGUUCCAGAUUGUCACGGACGACGGGCUGGAUCUGCGCAAGAACGCAUACGAGACCAUGUACCAGCUGCUCGACUCGCUGUGGUCGCGUCUGCACCUGCCGGACUAUCUCGACCGCGUCAUCGCGGGUCUGUCGGACUCGGACGACGGCAUCAAGACGCUGUGCUACCUGAUGGUCAUCAAGCUCGUCGAGCUGCGGUCGAGCGCGGUGCGCGCCGUGUUGGGCGGUCGGCUGGAAGAGCUCGCCGAGCCUGUGGGCGCAACGCUGAGGAGCAAGCUCAAGGAGACAGCGACCAAGCAGGAGAUUGAGAAGCAGGUCGAGCUGCAGCGCUUUAUCUACAAGAUGUUGGUCGUCGUGAGUCGCGAGUUGGAUGGCGUGGUGAGUGCCGCGGGGACGCCCAAGUUUUGGACCGUGGUGCAGGAGGCCAAGAGCGGGACGGGCGCCGGUGUGGCGGCGGGAGCGGGAGCGGGUCAGCUAGGUCAGCCCGGUGCGCUGUGGCGAGAGAUCGAGGCGUCGUUGGCCUCGGCUUCCUGA